GUCACGACUCGUGUCGUGGGGCUUUUCCGGUUGCACAGGUUUGAACGUAGGCGAAUAGUUGGAUGUCUUCCUCUGGUUGUUGGUCGCGUAAAAGUGCUGUUGACUCGCUGGUGUGUUGCCGCUUCCGCUGUGUUCGCCGGUGUUUCAUGUUUUCCCGUAGUUAAUCGAGGGAGGUAUUCAACGUCACGAUUUAAGUCCUGUUUUUGAGUCGGAGGGGACGCACACGGGAAGAAGUCAUAUACCUCAGUGCAGCCAUGUGGGCCGAUAAGCAGCGAGGAAUCCGAGUGUCGCAGGAGGAGCUUCUCUGCAAGAACGCUUGUGGUUAUUAUGGAAACCCAGCGUGGCAAGGCUUCUGCUCCAAGUGCUGGAGAGAACGCGCCCGUCCCGCUGAUGCUCAGAGGCAAAGCACCAGGCCGAGUCAUGACGCGACUCCCCCCACCUUCUCCAAAUUUGAGGAGAAGAAAAGUAUUGAAAAGGGACGUCGCAUCAACACAAUGAGAAGACUGUUCUGGGGAACUCCCUCUCCUCCCAAACAAGAGUCCUCUGCAACCCACCAAAAUGUGUUGAAGGCCUACCAGAGCCUGGAGCCUGGUGAUUUCACCGGCUUCCUAAAGAUUCUGCGGAGCCCUCCUUCUCAGCGUAUGCAGUCCCGGUGCACGGCUUUCCUCAACACCAUGGAAGCCUACCAUCAUCUGCCCAUUCAGAAGCAGUCCGAUCUUGUGCAUGAUUUCUAUCAGUCUUUUUCAGAAUAUUUUCACAGCCUGCCCGAGCCGCAGAUCAAUCAGCUGAUGGGACAUGUGGAGAAGCUGAUAAUGACACGCUUGCACAAGUGGGUCUUCUGCCAUGACAGCUGUGAUGAUGAAGAGAAGGAUCUGGCGCUUCAGAGAAGGAUACGCUCAUUGAACUGGAUCACUCCGCAGAUGCUCAGUGUUCCAUUCCCCGACUCCAACGCCUCAGUCACCGGCGACCCCUUUCUACCGGCUAUAACUGCCAUUAUUGAGAUGGACGCCAAACGAGCCCCUCAGGACAAGCUGGCGUGUGUGUCCAAGUGCAGCCAGCAUGUUUUUGAGGCUCUCUCCAGCUCCAACAGUGAGCCUGCCAACGCCGAUGACUUCCUGUCGGGGCUGGUGUACGUGGUGCUGAAGGCCAAUCCCCCUCGUCUGCACUCCAACAUGCAGUACGUGAUUCGUUUCGGACUUCCUCACAGUCUCAUGGCUGGGGAAAGCGGCUACUACUUCACAAACCUGUCAUGUGCUGUGGCCUUUAUAGAAAAAGUUGACGGGCCAGCGUUGAACCUCAGCUCAGAAGAGUUUGAGGGCUACAUGUCACGCCAGCGAGGCCCGGCCACCGUGAGCAAGAGGCACCAGAUUGCCAGCGAGACUGGACACAUGCUGGAGGAGCUGGCGGGUCGACAGGAGAAGCUGGACCAGGGAAUGGACGCUCUCAACAAGCAGCUGAAGAAGUGGGUGCAGGCUGUUCACGUACAGCUGGACGAGGCAGCGGCUCAGUUUUCCCUGGUGAAAAAGGAGCUGGAUGUUAAUAUCUCACAAGUUUCUCCAGCUCAUGACCCCGUGGCUGCGGAGGAGAGAAGCAAGGAAGAGACAGUACUAGUACUAAAUGAUCAGCACGAUGGCAUCCAAGACACAGAAUGUUAGCUGUUUUGAUCUGACGGUACCUCACAGAUACUCAGCGCUAACUGUGUAGUAAAACAACGAACGUUCACAUUUGCACAAGCUAAACGUGAAGUCCGUCCCAAUGUGAAGGAACAUUAGCAGAUGUCUCAGGGUACACGAGGACCUGGAAGACUCCAUGUUUGCACUUGUCGUGGAUGAAGGCCUUGACAAGUACAUUCCGAUGCACACUAAGAAGGAUCAUAAGAAGUUUAGUAGCUCAGGGUUUACUUCCUUAUACACAUUACCGAUAGCAUAUUUAAUAUGAACCUUUUCAAUAAUAUCACUGCAAAUGUGCCUUUGAAUAUGAGCUGCUGCAGAAACCAUAGUAAGGUGAAUACACUAACACUGCAACAGCACUGGGACUGUAUCACCAGCUUCAUUUCAGAGCUGUGUUGCCUUAAGUGUUUGUUUAAAGAUUGAAUAGUAAUGCCAUUUGUAAUGUACAAGGUGGCUACCCGUUGUUUACAUCUAUUUCUUACUGAGAUGAGAAUGUGUCGAUUGUUGUCUAUUAAACUUGUAAU
This is a messenger RNA of Synchiropus splendidus (mandarinfish), 2194 nucleotides long. Its product is annotated as rab5 GDP/GTP exchange factor-like. Gene Ontology annotation, biological process: vesicle-mediated transport. The record is from RefSeq and is a predicted model, not a curated record. The coding region runs from base 255 to 1655 and encodes 466 amino acids. The transcript has 9 exons. Gene Ontology annotation, cellular component: cytosol; endocytic vesicle. Gene Ontology annotation, molecular function: DNA binding; small GTPase binding; guanyl-nucleotide exchange factor activity. Lineage: Eukaryota; Metazoa; Chordata; Actinopteri; Syngnathiformes; Callionymidae.